GCCACCCAAUGACCCAAAUCCUCUUCCGCUUCCCCCCGCUGCUUAAAACCCAGAGGACGGCGUGCUCGCCGUACUCUCCCGCCAUGUCCUGCUGAUACGUGGCGUGUCAAGUUUCUAUACGCGAUGAUUUCCCUCCACACCUCCCCGUUCACUCUCCUGAUAAAGCUCGAGCCCGGCCGGAGGCGGCUCGCGCUGCCGCAGUAUGCCGUGCUCCGGCGGCCGGCGCCGAGGAGCGGCGUCCGCGCGGCGGCGGUGGCCGAGUCCGUCGACGCCCAGCUCCGGCAGUUCGCGCGGGGCGGGGCGACGGAGGACGACGACCGGCUGCAGAACUACGAGGCCCUCCUCGUCACCCGCUUCCUCGACAUCAUCCAGGACCUGCACGGCAGCAACUUCAGACGAGUGGUCGAGGAGUGCCUGCGGGUGUCCGCCGAGUACCAGCGCGACGCGGGCGACCGGGCGGCGAAGCUUGGCGAGCUGGGGGCGCUGUUCACGAGCCUGGACGUGGGCGACGCCAUCAUGGUGUCCAGCUCCCUGUCGCACAUGCUCAACCUGGCCAACCUCGCGGAGGAGAUCCAGAUGGUGUACCAGAAGAAGAUGGAGACGAGCCGGCGCGGCGGCUUCGCCGACGAGGCCCUGGCGCCCACCGAGUCGGACAUCGACGAGACCUUCCAGCGGAUGGUGGGCGGGCUGGGCAAGACGCCCCAGGAGGUGUUCGACGCGCUCAGGUCCCAGACCAUCGACCUCGUCUUCACCGCGCACCCCACCCAGUCCAUCCGGCGCUCGCUCCUCGAGAAGCACGCCAGCAUCCGGACGUGCCUGACGCAGCUGUGCGUGGAGGGCGUGUCCGAGAACGAGAAGCAGGAGAUCGACGAGGCACUGCAGAGGGAGAUCCUGGCGGCGUUCAGGACGGACGAGAUCCGGCGGACGCCGCCGACGCCGCAGGACGAGAUGCGGGCGGGGAUGAGCUACUUCCACGACACCAUCUGGAACGGCGUGCCCAAGUUCCUCCGUCGCGUCGACACGGCGCUCAAGAACAUCGGCAUCGACGAGCGCCUCCCCUACGACGUCCCGCUCAUCCAGUUCUCCUCCUGGAUGGGCGGCGACCGCGACGGCAACCCCAGGGUCACCCCCGAGGUCACCAGGGACGUCUGCCUGCUCGCCAGGAUGAUGGCCGCCAACAUGUACUUCUCCAAGAUGGGCAGCCUCAUGUUCGAGCUUUCUAUGUGGCGUUGUAACGACGAGCUCCGGGCCCGGGCCGACGAGCUGCACCGGCUGUCCUCCCGGAAGUACGCCAAGUACUACAUCGAGUUUUGGAAGCAGAUUUCUCCGCGUGAGCCCUACCGCAUCAUCCUCGGCGAUGUCAGGGACAAGCUGUACAACACCUGCGAGCGCGCUCGAGAGAUCCUGUCCAAUGGAGAAUCGAGCAUCCCAGAAGAAGAUACCUACACGAGGGUCGAGGAGUUCUUGGAGCCUCUGGAGCUGUGCUACCGAUCGCUGUGCGACUGCGGGGACAAGCUGAUCGCCGACGGCAGCCUGCUGGACUUCAUGCGCCAGGUCUCCACCUUCGGCCUCUGCCUCCUCAAGCUGGACAUCCGGCAGGAGUCGGACCGCCACAUCGACGCCGUCGACGCCAUCACCACGCACCUCGGCAUCGGCUCCUACCGGGACUGGCCCGAGGAGCAGCGCCAGGAGUGGCUCGUCAACGAGCUCCGCGGCAACCGCCCGCUCUUCGGCCCGGAUCUGCCACAGUCCGACGAGGUCGCGGACGUGCUCGGCACCUUCCGGGUCAUCUCCGAGCUCCCCGCCGACAGCUUCGGGGCCUACGUCAUCUCCAUGGCCACCGCGCCGUCCGACGUGCUCGCCGUCGAGCUGCUGCAGCGUGAGUGCGGCGUCAAGAAGCCCAUGAGAGUCGUGCCGCUGUUCGAGAAGCUCGCGGACCUUCAGCAGGCGCGCGCCACCAUGGAGCUCCUCUUCUCCAUCGACUGGUACAAGGAGAGGAUCAAUGGCAAGCAGGAGAUCAUGAUCGGGUACUCGGACUCGGGCAAGGACGCCGGCCGGCUGUCGGCGGCGUGGUAUCUCUACAAGGCCCAGGAGGAGAUCGUGGACGUGGCGGAGCAGCACGGCGUGAAGCUCACCAUCUUCCACGGCCGGGGCGGCACCGUGGGGCGCGGUGGCGGGCCGAGCCACCUCGCCAUCCUGUCGCAGCCGCCCAACACCGUCAACGGCUCGCUCCGGGUGACCGUCCAGGGCGAGGUGAUCGAGAAGUCGUUCGGGGAGGAUAACCUCUGUUUCCGCACGCUGCAGAGGUUCACGGCGGCGACGCUGGAGCACGGCAUGAACCCGCCCGUGUCCCCGAAGCCGGAGUGGCGUGCGCUGCUGGACGACAUGGCCACGGUGGCCACCGAGGAGUACCGGUCCAUCGUGUUCCAGGAGCCGCGCUUCGUGGAGUACUUCCGGUCGGCGACGCCGGAGACGGAGUACGGGCGGAUGAACAUCGGCAGCCGGCCAUCGAAGCGGAAGCCGGGCGGCGGCAUCGAGUCGCUGCGCGCCAUCCCGUGGAUCUUCGCGUGGACGCAGACGCGGUUCCACCUCCCCGUGUGGCUGGGCUUCGGCGCCGCGUUCCGGCACGCCAUGGACAAGCCCGGCGGCCUCGCCACGCUCCGUGAGAUGUACGACGAGUGGCCCUUCUUCCGCGUCACCAUCGACCUCCUCGAGAUGGUCUUCGCCAAGGGCGACCCCGGCAUCGCCGCGCUCUACGACAAGCUCCUCGUCCCCCAAGACCUCUGGCCCUUCGGCGAGCAGCUCAGAGCCAACUACGCCGAGACACAGAGCCUCCUCCUGAAGGUUGCUGGGCACGAAGACCUGCUGGAGAGCGACCCGUACCUGAGGCAGCGGCUGUUGCUGCGGGACUCGUACAUCACGGCGCUCAACGUGUGCCAGGCGUACACUCUGAAGAGGAUCAGGGACGGCGAGUUCAGGCCGGCGACGCGACCGCCGCUGUCCAAGGAGUUCAUCGACGAGACGGCAGAGAGCUUGAUGGAGCUCAACCCCAGCAGCGAGUACGACCCCGGGCUGGAGGACACGCUCAUCCUCACCAUGAAGGGAAUCGCCGCGGGCAUGCAGAACACGGGCUGAUUCUGGAUUUUUGGGUGGACUCUCUCAUGUCCUGGUCAUGGAUUCGUGACCCUCUUUUUUUCUCUGAAUAUUAGAAGAGGAUCGGUGAAAGUGGAAAUGUGCAUUGGUUUUCGCGAU
Aegilops tauschii subsp. strangulata is the source of this 3252-nucleotide messenger RNA. Its product is annotated as phosphoenolpyruvate carboxylase 1. Gene Ontology annotation, biological process: carbon fixation; tricarboxylic acid cycle; leaf development. Gene Ontology annotation, molecular function: phosphoenolpyruvate carboxylase activity. The record is from RefSeq and is a predicted model, not a curated record. Gene Ontology annotation, cellular component: cytosol; apoplast; chloroplast. NCBI's taxonomy places the organism in Eukaryota, Viridiplantae, Streptophyta, Magnoliopsida, Poales, Poaceae.